This is a messenger RNA of Peromyscus leucopus (white-footed mouse), 6654 nucleotides long. RefSeq names its product membrane associated guanylate kinase, WW and PDZ domain containing 3 (gene Magi3). Gene Ontology annotation, biological process: signal transduction. NCBI's taxonomy places the organism in Eukaryota, Metazoa, Chordata, Mammalia, Rodentia, Cricetidae. The transcript is spliced from 22 exons. Gene Ontology annotation, molecular function: protein binding. Bases 439 to 3816 code for a protein of 1125 amino acids. The record is from RefSeq and is a predicted model, not a curated record. Gene Ontology annotation, cellular component: cytoplasm.
GAGGAGGUUGCGGCGGGUUUGAAAGCGCCAGUUUCCUGGCAGCCGGGGCAGGCGUUGGUCUCGUCGCUCCCGCUCCGCAGCGGCCGCGCUCGAGCGGGCGACCGAGCUCUGCGCGCGCGUCCCGGCCGGAGCCCCGCGUUCCAGCGGCUCCCUCAGCCCCCGCCCCUUUGCCUCAGCCUUUCCCGCCGCGCGGGCGCCGAGCCCCGGCCGUCGGCGCUGACCCCGCCCGGAGAGACCCCGCCGGCGCCGCCCGCGGGGCGCGCGCUCCCUCCGGCUCUGCUCGGCGGCCCGCGUGAGGGGCGGCCCGCGGCGGCGCGCGGCCGGCGGGCUGAGGCAGGGGGUCAGCGGCGGGGGCCCUCUGGCCGGGCUGUGCGCGGGGCCCGGAGCGGCACCGCGGCCGCCCGCGCGGGGGCUCCCCAUGGUGCAGCGGAGGUCGGGAUGUCGAAGACGUUGAAGAAGAAGAAGCACUGGCUCAGCAAGGUGCAGGAGUGUGCGGUGUCCUGGGCCGGGCCCCCGGGCGACUUGGGCGCCGAGAUCCGCGGCGGCGCCGAGCGCGGCGAGUUCCCUUACCUGGGGCGGCUCCGCGACGAGCCUGGUGGCGGCGGAGGCACCUGCUGCGUGGUCUCGGGCAAGGCGCCCAGUCCGGGCGAUGUGCUGCUGGAGGUGAACGGGACGCCGGUCAGUGGGCUCACCAACCGGGACACCCUGGCUGUCAUCCGCCACUUCCGCGAGCCCAUCCGUCUGAAGACCGUGAAGCCAGGCAAAGUCAUAAAUAAAGAUUUGCGUCACUACCUGAGUCUUCAGUUUCAGAAAGGAUCAAUUGACCACAAACUUCAGCAAGUCAUCAGAGAUAAUCUCUACUUAAGAACUAUCCCAUGCACUACAAGGGCUCCCAGGGAUGGGGAAGUUCCAGGGGUGGACUAUAAUUUCAUUUCUGUUGAACAAUUCAAAGCACUGGAAGAAAGCGGAGCGUUGUUAGAAAGUGGAACGUAUGAUGGAAAUUUCUAUGGCACUCCCAAGCCUCCAGCAGAGCCUAGUCCUUUCCAGCCAGAUCCGGUUGAUCAGGUCCUCUUUGACAAUGAGUUUGACACAGAAUCCCAAAGAAAACGAACUACAUCUGUCAGCAAGAUGGAAAGGAUGGACAGCUCUCUCCCUGAGGAGGAGGAAGAUGAGGACAAAGAGGCUGUUAAUGGCAGUGGAAGCACAGAAACCAGAGAGAUACAUUCUGAGUCAUCUGACUGCUGGAUGAAGACUGUUCCAAGUUAUAACCAAACAAAUAGCUCCAUGGACUUUAGAAAUUAUAUGAUGAGAGAUGACAAUCUGGAGCCGCUACCCCCAAACUGGGAGAUGGCCUACACUGACACAGGCAUGAUCUAUUUCAUUGAUCAUAAUACCAAGACAACCACCUGGUUGGAUCCUCGUCUCUGCAAGAAAGCCAAAGCCCCUGAAGACUGUGAAGAUGGAGAGCUUCCUUAUGGCUGGGAGAAAAUAGAGGACCCUCAGUAUGGAACAUACUAUGUUGAUCACCUCAACCAGAAAACUCAGUUUGAAAAUCCAGUGGAGGAAGCCAAAAGGAAAAAGCAGAUAGGACAGGCUGAAGUUCAUCCUGCAAAACCAGAUGUGGAAAGAUCUCAUUUUACUAGGGAUCCAUCCCAACUUAAAGGUGUCCUUGUUCGAGCAUCACUAAAAAAGAGUACAAUGGGAUUUGGUUUUACCAUUAUUGGCGGAGAUAGACCUGAUGAAUUUCUUCAAGUGAAAAAUGUGCUAAAAGAUGGACCCGCAGCUCAGGAUGGGAAAAUUGCACCAGGUGAUGUUAUUGUAGACAUCAAUGGCAACUGUGUCCUUGGUCACACCCAUGCAGAUGUUGUCCAGAUGUUUCAGUUGGUACCUGUCAGCCAGUAUGUCAACCUUACUUUAUGCCGUGGUUAUCCACUUCCUGAUGACAGUGAAGAUCCUGUCGUGGACAUUGUUGCUGCUACUCCUGUCAUCAAUGGACAAUCAUUAACAAAGGGAGAGACGUGCAUGAACACUCAGGAUUUUAAACCAGGAGCAAUGGCUUUGGAUCAAAAUGGAAAACCAGGCCAGAUCUUGGCUAGUGAGCGUCUCAAUGGGCCAUCAGAUUCCAGUGAACAGAGAGCAUCCCUGGCGUCAUCGGGCGGCUCCCAGCCUGAACUAGUGACUGUCCCUCUGAUUAAGGGCCCCAAAGGCUUUGGGUUUGCGAUUGCUGACAGCCCAACUGGACAGAAGGUGAAAAUGAUUCUGGACAGCCAGUGGUGUCAAGGCCUUCAAAAAGGGGAUGUCAUCAAAGAAAUUUACCACCAAAACGUGCAGAAUUUAACACAUCUCCAAGUGGUAGAAGUACUGAAGCAGUUCCCAGUCGGUGCAGAUGUCCCCUUGCUCAUCUUACGAGGAGGUCCUCGUUCACCAACUAAAACUGCCAAAAUGAAAACUGAUACAAAGGAAAAUUCAGGAAGUUUGGAGGCCAUAAAUGAGCCUGUUCCCCAGCCUAUGCCUUUUCCGCCCAGCAUUAUCAGGUCAGGAUCCCCGAAAUUGGAUCCUUCUGAGGUCUACCUGAAGUCUAAGACUUUAUAUGAAGAUAAACCACCAAACACCAAAGAUCUGGAUGUUUUUCUUCGGAAACAAGAAUCAGGGUUUGGCUUCAGGGUGCUGGGAGGAGAUGGACCUGACCAGUCUAUAUACAUUGGGGCCAUUAUUCCCCUGGGAGCAGCUGAAAAGGAUGGUCGGCUUCGAGCUGCUGAUGAAUUGAUGUGCAUUGAUGGGAUUCCUGUUAAAGGAAAAUCACACAAGCAAGUCUUGGACUUAAUGACCACCGCAGCUCGCAAUGGCCAUGUGUUACUAACUGUCAGAAGAAAGAUCUUCUAUGGAGAGAAACAGCCUGAAGAUGACAGCCCUCAAGCCUUCAUACAGAACGGAUCCCCCCGUCUGAACCGGGCAGAGCUCCCAGCCAGGCCUGCCCAGGAGGCCUAUGAUGUUGUCUUACAGAGAAAGGAGAAUGAAGGCUUUGGUUUUGUCAUCCUCACCUCUAAAAGCAAGCCACCUCCGGGAGUUAUUCCUCAUAAAAUUGGCCGAGUCAUAGAGGGAAGUCCAGCUGAUCGUUGUGGAAAACUGAAGGUCGGAGAUCACAUCUCUGCAGUGAAUGGACAGUCCAUUGUUGACCUAUCUCAUGAUAAUAUUGUCCAGCUGAUCAAAGAUGCUGGAGUCACCGUCACACUGACCGUCGUUGCUGAAGAAGAGCAUCACGGUCCACCAUCAGGAACCAACUCAGCCCGGCAAAGCCCAGCGCUGCAGCACAGGCCCACGGGACAGGCACAGGCCAACCACAUACCUGGGGACAGAAUUGCCCUAGAAGGUGAAAUUGGGAAAGAUGUCUGCAGUUCCUACAGACAUUCAUGGUCUGACCAUAAGCACCUUGCACAGCCUGACACCGCAGUGAUUUCAGUUGUGGGGAGUCGGCAUAAUCAGAGCCUCGGGUGUUACCCAGUGGAGCUGGAGAGGGGCCCUCGAGGCUUUGGGUUUAGCCUCCGAGGAGGGAAGGAAUACAAUAUGGGGCUCUUCAUCCUUCGCCUCGCUGAGGAUGGCCCUGCCAUCAAAGACGGAAGAAUCCACGUUGGUGACCAGAUUGUUGAAAUCAACGGGGAACCUACACAAGGCAUCACACAUACUCGAGCAAUCGAACUCAUUCAGGCUGGUGGAAAUAAAGUCCUGCUCCUUCUGAGGCCAGGAACUGGCUUGAUACCUGACCAUGGUUUGGCUCCUUCCGGUCUGUGCUCCUACGUGAAACCUGAGCAACAUUAAGGCUUUCAGGGCUUUUCUUGGUCUUUCCUUAAAAAGACUUGGUGAUUGGGAUAUUAAUAGUCCUUCAUCUUCCAAUGUCAUUUAUGAUGAACAGCCACCACCUCUCCCAUCUCCACAUUCUGCUUCCAUAUUUGAAGAGUCUCAUGUGCCAGGAACCGAAGACUCUCUGAUUAGAGUUCAGAUAUGUGAAAAGGCAGAAGAACUAAAGAACACUGUACCAGAAAAGAAAAGCACUUUAAACGGAAGCCAGCCUGAAACGAAGCAUCAGACUGUUCUCCAGAAAAACGUGAGUAAGAAGGAUCCACCCAGGAGUCAUGGGCAUGGUGAGAAGAAUCUACUAAAAGGAGAAAAUAGUGUCACACGAAGAGGUAGAUCUGCUAGUCCCAAAAAGUCAGCUAAUCGACAUUCAGAGGAACAUCUGGAAAAGAUUCCCAGACCCCUAAAAAGUGACCCUAGAGGAAAAUCUCGAGAUCGGUCACUCAGUCCUAGGAAAGGAGAGACUAAAGGCCAGAUCACCACUAAGGCAGGCUCUGGACAAGAUCCCUGCAGAAAAAGCAGAGGACGCUCUUCUAGUCCCAAGAAACAGCCAAAGCUUGGAGGCAGUGGCCCAUCAAACACUGAAAGCAAGUUACCAGAGGCUGGGAGCCAGAGAGCGGCAGGCCAUACCCUUGUCAAUGCUGAACAGCUCCCAGAUGGGAAAGAAAGGUCGGGGGUCAUCAGGAAAGAUCUAAAGCAGACUCAACUGGGAAAAAACAGAACAAGGUCUCCAGAGAAAAAGAGCAAUAAAAUUGAUGAAACAGCUCUUCCUUCCAAGAAGACUAACAACACUGCUAGUAGGGUGGUGUCGGAGAAGGAAAAAGGGAAGAAGCCAACCACAGGAGAAAACGUCCAGAUCUCAGCAAAGAAGCUCACACAGGAACCUGAGGGGAAGGCGGCAUUAAGUAAAGUGGAAGAACGCAAAGGGAAAGAACCGGAGGCCGCUGACCAGUGCCAGGAGCAUGCAGGGGGCACCCCUGACAACAGCUCUCCCGUCAAGAGAGCACCCAUCACUCCAGGGCCCUGGAGAGUGCCCCGUGCAAGUAAAAUCACAGGCACUGCUGGCAUGGCUGACAAACAGCCGUGACCUCGUGUGUAAGACAAAGAAAAUGAAGUUGUAGUCUUUUACUAAAACACAGCAUUCUUUUAAGGGGGAGGGGUGUGUUUUUCCCCAGAAAGUCUUCAAUACCUAAUUGGAGCAUCAAGUUAUCCAGGCUGCAUGAAGGGCUUCUGGGAUUGCUAAGACCCACCUGGCCCUGGCCGGCUGCCCUUCCUCGUGUUCAGGAAGGAGCUGCAUCCACGGGCUCAUUUGCCAUGCCCUGCUCAGGCUGCCCGCUCAGCAAUGACAUGAUCUUAGCAGUGUGGUCACAACUCACUUUGUAUUCGUGCCAAGUUAUCUACUGUAUCAUGUCUGUUUUAUCCUUCCCAUUCUGAUAUUGCCAGUCAUGAAACAGUUCCGUUUGGCUUGAAGAUGUUUUCAAUAGCAUGUUGCAUGUUUACAGAGAGAAAUAUUUGAGUCCCUGAAGAGGAAAAAAAUCAUUAGCUCAUCAUUUAAAGUUGGCACCUGCCUUUUCUCAUACCUCCUGACUGUCCUAGCUUAAAAAUUCAACUCAGAAACGUCACUACGUUACAGGAAAGGUCAAAUACUAAAGAUGCUUUUUUAUGGCUAAGUAAGGUGUUUCAAGUAACUGUUAAAGUUAUUCCUUACAAUUGAAUGCUCAGAAUGAGAAAGUACUAAGCAACAGAAUGAACAACCUCCUGCUGUGUUAGCCAACCCUAAUGUAGUCACAGUGUCUCAGAUCACCUGCUAUAGUGAGAGACGUACAGAAGCAUGUGGAAGUACCAUUUGUUUCUCUUUAAAGAAAAACUACUAUAUCUGGGUAUUUUGAUUAUUCAUCAUUAGUCCUUAAUAUAUUAUUGAAAAGCCAAAAUAUUACAUAAGUUUUUGUGAGGGACUUAAUCAUGAAGCCAGUUCUAUAGUCCACUGCCAGACAAAGCACCAGCUCCUGUGGCAUAGAGAAGUUCAUCUGGGGGCAGAAUUUAGAACUAGAGCCUGCACUGGGCUUCCCCCAGCAAGUCAGGACUAAUAUGGUAUAGACUGUGUGUGGUGGAACUUUAAUUUUUAGCUAAUUAACUAUUUAAAAACAGGAAAAGCUUUCAGAGUUCUUUUCUAAACUCUAAGAAAAAAACUGAAAGUUGGAGACAAUUUUUAACUUCAUACAAUAGAUCAGGUAGGUUCCUUGAAACAGCAUUCAGAAGCAUCUAUAAAUACAGACACAUUUCUCAGACCAAAACUGUCUACUUAUGGAGUAUUUGAACACUCAUUCUGUUACCCUGUGAGUCUGACAAACUCCACUGUGACCAACUGUACUGGCCCUGUAGGUAACACAUGCUUCCACCCAGAACUAUAUUUAACCCAUCUAUUAUAACUACUUGAAUAGAAAAAAAUUAGGAGGCUUGAUAAAUGGUAAGAAUUUAAUUUAGUACCACAGAAAUGAUUUAUUUUCCCUAUAGUCCACAAUUAGUGACACAAAUCCUAUUUUUAUUGUUAACUGUGACAUAACUUUGAUGUCGUAUGUUGUCAGUCUGAUAUGGCUCUUCCUUAAGUAACUUGUCACUGUACUGAUUAUAUACUGACUUAGCCACGUGGCCUUGGAAUGCUGAGCAAAAUAUGGGUGUCCUGGUUGUAAAUGUUUAUAUAUGUACAGUACCUUUAUAUAUACACUUGAGGUUCUGAUUAGAGAAAGAUCUGUAAAUCGCUCGUUAUUUUUUAUAUAGAUAUUAAAAAAGAAAAAAAAGUUU